This is a messenger RNA of Daucus carota subsp. sativus, 2642 nucleotides long. RefSeq names its product carbon catabolite repressor protein 4 homolog 1. The coding region runs from base 389 to 2191 and encodes 600 amino acids. Gene Ontology annotation, cellular component: nucleus; CCR4-NOT complex; cytoplasm. The transcript has 12 exons. Gene Ontology annotation, biological process: nuclear-transcribed mRNA poly(A) tail shortening. Gene Ontology annotation, molecular function: poly(A)-specific ribonuclease activity. NCBI's taxonomy places the organism in Eukaryota, Viridiplantae, Streptophyta, Magnoliopsida, Apiales, Apiaceae. The record is from RefSeq and is a predicted model, not a curated record.
AGAUACACAUUACACACAACACAAGCGCUGUAUAUUGGCGUCUCCCAUCACUCGCAGCAGUUGUGUGUAAAACCCUAAAGCCCAAUCAACUUUAAUCCGCGAUCUCUCUUGAUUCAUCACUCAACCUACACACACACAUAUCUCUCUCCAAUCUUCAAUCUCUCUCUCUCUCUCUCUCGUUCGCUGACGUCACAGCUGAAUCUGCUCACACACAUUUGUCAAAUCUGUGAUUAAUUCAAGUGGUGAACAAGGCUGGCGAGUGUUAAUUCCAGGUGAUGGCGGAUCUGCCAGGUGUCCGUCAACGAAGUGGAGGCGAUUUGAUUGAGAUUUUAGUUGUGUUAGGGUUUGAAAGAUUUGGUGAUUGUGGAGUUGAAGUUGAGGUUGAAGUAUGCUGACUGUGUUGAGAGUUCACCUUCCGUCCGAUAUUCCGAUUGUUGGUUGUGAGCUUACUCCGUAUGUGUUGCUUAGGCGUCCCGAUAAGUCGGUUAGCACGGAUGAUGUUAAUGAAUUUGGUCCUGUUGAUGGUCAUUUCUUGAGAUAUAAGUGGUACCGAAUACAAAGUGAUAAGAAAGUUGCCAUCUGCAGUGUACAUCCGUCUGAGCAAGCAACUUUGCAGUGCAUGGGAUGUGUCAAGGCUAAGAUUCCUGUUGGCAAGAGUUAUCAUUGUUCUUCUAAAUGUUUUUCCGAUGCGUGGCAACAUCAUCGUGUUCUACAUGAACGUGCCGCUAGUGCUGUUAAUGAAAAUGGAAAUGAAGAGGAAGAACUAUUUGGACGCUUUAAUAGCACUGGAUCUGGCGGGUUAGCUAUUUCACAAUCUAAUUCCAGCCUGUCAAAUGGUACGACUCCUCUAUAUCCUGCUGCAGUUGCACAAAGGAAUGGUGGGGAAACCUGGUUUGAAGUUGGAUAUGCUAAAACCUAUACACCAACAGCUGAUGAUAUCGGCCAUGUACUUAAGUUUGAGUGUGUUGUUGUAGAUGCAGAAACAAAAUUACCAGCAGGGCAUGUCAACACUUUAUUAACAUCUCGUGUUAUCCCAGCUCCAUCUCCCACUCCACGUCGCUUGAUUUCGGUCAGUGGAGUUGAUGUGACAGGUCAUCUUGACUUAGAUGGUCGUUUAUCAUCUUCAGGAACUUUUACUGUGCUGUCAUACAACAUUUUAGCUGAUGCAUAUGCUACAAAUGAGUUAUACAGUUACUGCCCUUCUUGGGCUCUUUCAUGGCCAUACCGUAGGCAGAAUUUGUUAAGAGAAAUAGUUGGUUACCGUGCAGAUAUCGUUUGCCUUCAAGAGGUUCAAAGUGACCAUUUUGAUGAAUUUUUUCUCCCAGAGUUGGACAAACAUGGAUACCAAGCGCUGUUCAAAAAAAAAACGGCCGAGGUUUUUAGUGGCAAUGGGAAUACCAUUGAUGGCUGUGCUACUUUUUUCCGCAGAGAUAGAUUUUCACAUGUCAAAAAAUAUGAGGUUGAGUUUAAUAAAGCUGCACAAUCUUUGAUCGAUGCUUUGGUUCCGAAUGCUCAGAGGAGAUCUGCUUUAAACCGUUUGGUCAAGGACAAUGUUGCACUGAUAGUGGUUCUUGAAGCCAAGUUCAGUAAUCAGGGAGUUGAUAAUCCUGGGAAACGUCAGCUUGUCUGUGUGGCCAAUACGCAUGUGAAUAUCCACCAGGAUUUGAAGGAUGUCAAGAUUUGGCAGGUCCACACUCUCUUAAAAGGGUUGGAAAAAAUAGCUGCCAGUGCUGACAUCCCGAUGUUGGUAUGUGGGGAUUUCAAUUCAGUGCCCGGAAGUGCUCCUCAUGCACUUUUGGCAUUGGGAAAAGUAGAUCCUAUGCAUCCAGAGCUGGCUGUGGACCCUCUCGGAAUUUUGCGCCCUGCCAACAAGCUCUUGCAUCAGCUGCCAUUGGUCAGUGCAUACUCGUCUUUUGCAAGAAUUGGUGCUGGUCUCGGCUUUGAGCAGCAAAGAAGGAGGAUGGAUCCUAACACAAAUGAGCCUUUGUUCACAAAUUGCACUAGGGAUUUUAUUGGCACCCUUGAUUACAUAUUUUACUCAGCGGACUCAUUGACAGUAGAGUCUUUGUUAGAGCUUUUGGAUGAGGAUAGCUUGAGAAAGGAUACAGCACUUCCUUCUCCUGAGUGGUCCUCUGAUCACAUAGCACUGUUAGCUGAAUUCCGCUGCAAGCCCCGAACAAGACGUGGAUGAUGCAAUCUUGAACAUGCAGGUCCGAUAUGAAAACGAUAGAAGAAUGAAGAGAACCAACUGAUAAAGAUAGUUCAUAUAAAUUGUUAGAAUGUGUUACAUCUUCGGGUAUUGAUCCUUGAGUUGUUUUACUUUGUAUUAUGCUACCUUGCCCUGAUAGAAAAUCAGAUGGUUUACUUUGUAUUAUGCCACCUUUUUCUGAUAGAAACUUGUGACUUGUGAGUGUGCCUCAUCCAGUUUCCAAAGUUACAAGGAAUAUCUCGCAGCAAUAGAUGCCGAGUACACAUAGCACUUCCGAUAUCUGCUUAUCAUCUACAGCAGUUCAUUAAUUUUGUUUUGCCAGGCAUUAUGUAAUAUGGAUGUCAAUUGUGGACUAUGAAAUUGUUUGCGGUGACCUUAUUUUCGUUUAAGAGUAUGCUUAUUGUUGCUUAAAGCAACCCCAUUUUUGACUUUA